Closterium sp. NIES-67 is the source of this 1117-nucleotide messenger RNA. The record is from the annotation of a GenBank genome assembly. NCBI's taxonomy places the organism in Eukaryota, Viridiplantae, Streptophyta, Zygnematophyceae, Desmidiales, Closteriaceae.
CCCCCUCACCUCACUGCCAGAAUCCACAUGCCAUAAAUAGCUGCUUCCUGCACUGAUAUGUGGAGUUACUUGUAGUAUCACAAACAACUGGUGCGUGCUUUGUUUGACGGAUCUGCCUGCUUUUAACAACUACACUUCUCAUUUUCUUAAAGCAAGCUUAGUCCCACUCCUAGUGUUGGUGCGAGCCACGUCACAUCCACUCCCAAUGGCGCGACUCUCGCAUGCCGCUAUGCCGCUGUUCGCUGGACGGGUCGUAGCUGGACUGGUGCUUGUCUCGGUCCUGCUCGCCGCGCUUCCCGUCGACGCAGCGCGGGAGAUGCUUCAGGUGAAGCCUAGCGCGAAGCCGACCCGGGCGGAUAUCCUCAAGGAGAUUAAGGUGGCGACGACCGCCGUCAAGAAAGUUCCCGGCUACAAAAGAGUUGCUACCCUACUCCAGGCUGGGAUCCCGCAAGCUUCGCAGAAGUACGACUUCACGGUCAUCUAUAACGGGACGCUAUUGGCGGGUAACGAUGACGCGCUGAAGGUGCUGAUGAAGAAAAUCAACAUCGCAAAACCCGGGGACCUGGACAGGGUCUUCGGGAUGCUGCUACAAAUGACCCUCAAGGGCAACUAUUCCGACGCCACUCUAACGAAGAAACCCAUGAUUAUUUUCCCGACGAAUGGGCCGAAGCCUCUCCGGAAGAUGACCGCGCGCAAUGCGGCCACGACGACGUUCGGGAUCCCCGGGACUGCCGCGGCCACGUGGGCGACGAUUAUCACCCCAAAGCUAUACGUUGGGAAGUGGUUCACCGUGCAUGGGGUAAACUACUUCAUUCUUUAAGUUCACCUACUUCCAGGAAGUUCAAGUCUUCCAGGAACCAGCCAGGAGUGGGGGAGGUUUUGGGGGAGGUUUUGGGGAAUGCGGCUUGAUAGUGGCUCAGUAGUUUUGGCAAAUGGGCAUAAUAAGGGCGCUUUUGCGUUCCUCUGGCGUAUGUUUCUUGGCUAAUCUUGGUGCGUAUAUUUAAUUUUGCAUGCACAAGCUGAGUUGAUGGUAAUCAAAUGUGGGAAACCGUGAAACUAAUGUGAGUGAACAUACGAGAUAGAUGCAAGUGUAAUCUCUUUUUUUUCCGAUAUUAUA